Messenger RNA from Knipowitschia caucasica, 1995 nucleotides. The record is from the annotation of a GenBank genome assembly. Lineage: Eukaryota; Metazoa; Chordata; Actinopteri; Gobiiformes; Gobiidae.
AUGACGGAGGAGCAGAAAAAAUAUUACAACGCCAUGAAGAAACUGGGCUCCAAGAAACCACAGAAGCCCAUCCCAAGACCACUGAACCCUCUGGCUGGCUUCUGUUUCGACCUGGUGAACAGUCAGUGGUUUGACAUCGUCAUCAUGGUGCUGAUCCUGCUGAACAUGAUCACGAUGAUGGUGGAGACGGACGAGCAGCCGCAGCAGAUGGAGAGAAUCUUGUACAACAUCAACCUGUUCUUCAUCGUGGUAUUCACCCUGGAGUGCAGCCUGAAGAUCUUGGCGCUGCGCUGUUACUACUUCACCGUGGGCUGGAACAUCUUCGACUUCGUGGUGGUCAUCCUCUCCAUUGUGGGCAUCGUUCUGGCCGAUAUCAUCGAGAAGUACUUUGUCUCGCCCACGCUGUUUCGAGUGAUUCGUUUGGCUCGCAUCGGCCGCAUCCUACGCCUGAUCCGCGGUGCUAAAGGCAUCCGCACGCUGCUGUUUGCCCUGAUGAUGUCACUACCUGCGCUCUUCAACAUUGGUCUUCUUCUUUUCCUCGUCAUGUUCAUCUAUGCCAUCUUCGGCAUGGCCAACUUUGCCUACGUCAAGCGGCAGAACGGGAUCGACGACAUGUUCAACUUUGAGACCUUUGGCAACAGCAUGCUGUGUCUUUUCCAGAUCACCACGUCAGCGGGCUGGGAUGGCCUGCUGGGACCCAUCCUCAACAACUCCCCCCAGGAGUGCAACCCAAACCUUCCGCACACGGGCACGAGUGUUAAGGGGAACUGUGGGAACCCGUCUGUGGGCAUCACCUUCUUCGUCACCUACAUCAUAAUCUCUUUCCUCAUCGUUGUCAACAUGUACAUUGCUAUCAUCCUGGAGAACUUCAGCGUGGCUACGGAGGAGAGCACAGAACCGCUUAGCGAGGACGACUUUGAGAUGUUUUACGAGGUCUGGGAGAAGCUGGACCCGGAGGCCACACAGUUCAUCGAGUACUCCAAGCUCUCAGACUUUGCCGACUCGCUGUCAGAGCCCCUACGCAUUGGAAAGCCCAACAAGAUCAAGCUAAUCUCUAUGGACCUGCCCAUGGUCAGCGGGGACAAGAUCCACUGCCUAGACAUCCUCUUCGCCUUCACAAAACGGGUUCUGGGCGAGUCUGGAGAGAUGGACGCGCUCAAGCAGCAGAUGGAAGAGAAGUUUAUGAUGGCCAACCCUUCCAAGAUCUCCUAUGAACCCAUCACGACUACUCUACGGAGAAAACAGGAAGAGGUCUCCGCCAGAGUGAUCCAGCGCUGUUACCGCCGCCACCUGGUGCGCCGGCAAAUGAAGGCCGCUUCCUACUUGUACCGCCAGAUUGCCACGCCCCAUCAAGACAGCAUGCCAGACUCCGCCCUCUUCGGGGACGAUGCACCCGAGCGGGAGGGGCUCAUUGCCGCCAUGAUGCGGGAGAACUACGCAGCCGGACUGUUUGCCAUGGAGCGUUCGGAAACUGUGUCCACGGGCCUCAUCUCGUCUCCGCCCUCGUACGACAGCGUGACCAGGGCAGCCGCGGCUGAGGAGGAGGCCACGAGCACCGUCACAGCAAUAAGCUCAACUGGAGGAGGGACUGCGAGCCUUGUCUCCGCUAACAAUAUGUGCAGGGCAGCCGUGGCGGAGGCUACAAAUGCAGUUACAGCAAUAAGCCAGACCGAAGGAGUGACCGCAAGCCUGGACUCAGCUAACGGUGCGCCUGGGGAUGACACCGCAUUAGCAUCGGUCAGCAGUUUCUCUUACUGCGCAGCUAAUGACACGGCUGCCUUCAUCAACAACACAUCAAAAGCCAAUAACACUUCUUCACCUGCCGCCAUGUUUUUGUCUCCGGACACCGACACGUUGGAUAUUGCAGAAGCCGCACCUGCCAGUGACGUAUUACCCGCCGCGGUGAACUUACAGUCUUCGUCUGACCCAGAGCACAAAAUGGAGGACAGGCUCAAUAUGGCCACCGCUGUAACGAAUCAGGGAAACGGACCUUAG